AUGCCAUGCUAUCAUAAUUUAAUUGAAGCAUAUGAACAACCACCUCCCAAAGAAUCAAUUAGAACUAAAACUAUUAAUCUAUAUGAUUUAACUGAACAGCAGAAAUUACAUAAAGAAUCUCAAUCAAAACAACAAUUAAUUGAUUUUGAUCAAUUUUAUAAAUUACCACCAAUUGAUCCAAUUUUAAAAGAUAAAAAACCCUGGAAAGAAGGUGCUAAUUAUUUUACAAAAUGUUAUAUAUCAUCAUUGGCUCUUAUGAAAAUGACAAUUCAUGCUCAAAAUGGUGGUUCAAUUGAAAUCAUGGGUAUGUUAAUGGGGAAAAUUAUUACAAAUUCAAUUAUUAUAACUGAUGUGUAUAGAUUGCCUGUUGAAGGUACAGAAACUAGAGUUAAUGCUCAAAAUGAAGCUUAUGAAUAUAUGGUUUCAUUUUUACAGGCACAGCAAGGAUUGGGAUCUUCACAUGAUGAAAAUAUCGUCGGGUGGUAUCAUUCUCAUCCAGGUUAUGGAUGUUGGUUAAGUGGAAUUGAUGUAAGUACUCAGGAGUUAAAUCAAAACUUUCAAGAUCCAUAUUUGGCAAUUGUUGUUGAUCCAAUUAAGACAUUAAAACAAGGAAUAGUUGAAAUUGGAGCUUUUAGAACAUAUCCAAAAGGAUAUAAACCAACAAAGACAAAUACACCAAAUACAAAUAUUAAUAUAUUAUCUAAAAAUAAAAGAAAAGAUUUUGGUAGUCAAGCUGAUAAAUAUUAUUCGUUAGAUAUUGAAAUUUUUUCAAGUAGUAAUGAUUUAAAAAUUAUUGAAAUUUUGAAAAAUAAAGAUAGUAUAUCUUGGUUAUCAAAUUUAUUAAUUGAUGAAGAAGAAGAUGAUAAAUUUAACAUGAAAGCUAUUAAAAAGGAAGUUACAUCAAUGGAAUUGAAUAAAAAUUUUGAAUUUUUAAAUAGUAAGGAUUUAAAUAUUAAUAAAUUAAUUGAAAUGAUUAAUAAUUUAAAUUUAAUUGGUAAUUCAGUACUUGAAAAGAUUUUAAAUAAAACAGUAAAUGAUAAGUUUGAAGAUAAAUUGAAGACUAAAUUAAUCAAAAGUAACACAAAAAAUAAAAAAAUCAUUCUUGAUGAAAAUUUAGAUGAAAAUGAAAUUGUUGAUGAAAUUGAUUCAGAUCUUGAAGAAAUGUCAAAGGAAGGAGGUGAUGAUGAUGAUGAAGAAGAAGAUGAAGAAUAUGAUGAAGAAGAAAUUAACAAAGAUGAUUUAAUGGAAAUUGAAGAAGGUUCCACACGUUUAAAAUUGAAAACAAAACAAAAAUCAAGAAAUAUACAACAAUCAACUAAUACAAAAAGGUUAAUGAAAAGAAUGAGGAAAUAUUUACAUGAAAAUUCAGGAUUAUUGGAUACAAAUAAUGAUUAUAGAUCAAUGACAGGAGCAUUCCGUAAUCAUGGUAAUCCAAAUGUUGGUAGAUAUUCAUCAUCAAUUAAUUUAAAUACAAUUAAUGAAUUUAAAGAAAAGAAUAGCCAUUUAAUUGAAUUAUCAAGAUUAAUUGGAUCAAAAGAAUUAUGCGAUUUAAUUACAAUUGAUGUACAAGAAAGAUUAUUCACAUGA
This is a messenger RNA of Insectozyma verbasci, 1587 nucleotides long. NCBI's taxonomy places the organism in Eukaryota, Fungi, Ascomycota, Pichiomycetes, Serinales, Debaryomycetaceae. The record is from the annotation of a GenBank genome assembly.